AUGCCUAAGAAACUCCCGACCCCGCUGGGCCAUCUGGCUGGAUUUUUCUCGAAGAAGGAGUCUAACCAGUUGCCUCCUCUCCGCGGCCCAGGGAGGGACAUGAAGAUCUACCUGACCAAGCCAUUGCCAGAGCGUUCGAGAGGUGUCUACCGCAACCCACAUCAUCUAGACGAACUACUCCGAAAGACGAUUCAAGAUUACCUGGACAAGGGUUUCAUCGAGAGCUGCUGGCCUGGAUUUGCCUCACCAGCCUUCUUUGUGCCCAAGGGUGACAUGGGCAUGGAUUGGAGAUUCGUGAUCGACUACCGGGACCUCAACGACGCCAGUGCAAAGAUGAAGUACCCCAUGCCUCUUUCGUACGCCGACGACAUCCUGAUCUAUUCAGAGUCGGCCGAGGAAAACGUGCGCCAGACCGAGGAAGUCAUUCGACGACUGGCAGCGGCAGGCCUACAGGGCGACAUCAAGAAGAGCUCCUUUUGCGUCACCGAGGUGGAUUACCUCGGGCUGAACGACAACUCAUGGAAGCCGGUGGCCUACUUCUCCAAGACCUUGUCGUCAACAGAGACGGUAUGGCCUAUCCAAGACCGAGAAUUCCUCGCCAUCAUCCGCGCCCUAGAAGAGUGGAGGCCAGAGCUGAUUCUGUCGGAAUUUGACUACAAGAUGACAUACCGACCCGGGAAGGAGAACAUAAUUGCAGAUGCCCUGUCCCGGAAAAGCGAGAACUUCGAGACCGUCAGAGCCAGAGACCUGGAUUCCCGCACCAUGGAACUGGUCCCGAACGAUCGGGUACCCGCAGAAGUUCUCGAGGAGACACAUGUCGAAGCUGCUCCCCUAGACAUCGCGGCAAAUUCUGAGGACCGCGGCCCAGCACUGAGCAAGCUGAUUCUCACGAUUCCGGGGAAAAAGACAGACACCGCCGAAAGACUGGCCAAGCGAUAUUACCGCCGCGUGUUUGGUCACCUCGGUCUACCGAAGAUUUGGCUCUCGGACAACGGACCACAGUUCAUUUCGAAAUUCAUGGCCAAGGUCAACGAGAUGACGGGAACAGAGCACAAAUUCGGCAGUGCCUACCAUGCGCAGACUCAAGGAGGCGUGGAGAUUACCAACCAGUAUCUUGACCAACGCUUGACGUUUUACGUGUCGUAUUUUCAAGACGAUUGGAGUGAGCAUCUGGCGGCGUUAGACUUCGCGCAUAACUCCACGCCGCACGACUCAACAGGCAUGACUCGAUCGAGGCCUCCCAAGGGCGAGCACCCCACGCGGCUUUCGUUCAUAUAG
This is a messenger RNA of Hirsutella rhossiliensis, 1278 nucleotides long. Its product is annotated as integrase core domain-containing protein. The transcript is spliced from 6 exons. Gene Ontology annotation, molecular function: nucleic acid binding. Gene Ontology annotation, biological process: DNA integration. Lineage: Eukaryota; Fungi; Ascomycota; Sordariomycetes; Hypocreales; Ophiocordycipitaceae. Bases 1 to 1278 code for a protein of 425 amino acids. The record is from RefSeq and is a predicted model, not a curated record.